AUGGCCAUCAAAGUUUCUCUUCUGCCAUCAAAACCUAUUCAACUAAUCCCAAAUUUCCCAACCAAUCCAUUUUUAUCCUUCUAUUCGAGUACCCAUUUCAGCAAUCAAUCACGCAAGCAUCCUAUCGCGGUUUCGUGCACCAACAACAACAGCAGCAGCAACAAAAGCUUCAGUGAUUCAGAACUUGCCUUGAAAUUAGCCGCGGAGGUGGAGAAACUGAACGCCCAAACUGUGCAGAGAGAAGAGGCCAUCAAUAAGAGCAGGGAACUCUUGUUUACAGAGUUCAGCAAUUACAUGGGGUGGAAAGCGGAAGAAGUGAAGGACAGGUGGAGAGCGAUGAAUGAGGAUGAUAAACUGGCUGUGGCUCAAGGGUUUGUUUCAGGAUGGAGUGAUAAUUUUCAUCCUUUGUCCGCUAAAUCGACCAAAGAAUUGAUCGAGGAAUAUUUGGCUGAUGAGAGGGAGUCCUCUAGUAGUAAUUCUGGUCCUGUGUUUUUUCCUAGCUUGAAGAGAUUAAUUGGCUUCUAA
Oldenlandia corymbosa var. corymbosa is the source of this 525-nucleotide messenger RNA. The record is from the annotation of a GenBank genome assembly. Lineage: Eukaryota; Viridiplantae; Streptophyta; Magnoliopsida; Gentianales; Rubiaceae.